ACCUCAAUUCAUAGUAUUUCUCACUUCCGGCCUCGUGAAUUCUCCCUGUUUCUCAUGUUUUCCAUGCUGCAAGUUUACAGGCUUGUAUUCCUGAGUAUGGCCGAGAGCGCUCCAUUGCAUACAGGGUAUGAUUUUCCAAUGAUUUGCUAGUCACAUUUCCAUAAAUGUUUUUGACUUAGUUGGAGCAAGAGACCUGAUAAAAAAUUGCAACUGGAACAAAUUGCAGACAAGGCGAUGUAAGAGUCUUAAACCGCGUCCUAAGUUAGACUUCGUUUAAAUAACCGACCCGCAGUGGACAAUCUAAAUGAGCAACUGUGUUUUCAUUCGUUAGAGUUGACUGGCCGUAAAAUACAGUAAGAGGGAAAGGACUGAAGAAUUAUUAAGAAGGACGUGGCAAGCGAAACGAGCUGCGAGAGUGCGGGCUAGGCCGGGGUGACUGAAGAUCUCGACCUCUUCCUGUUUAUAAUACCCGCACUAUCUUUUCCUCAUUAGAAAUUAAAGAUCAGGAUGAGCUUGAUUGUAAUAACGUGUUUGGUUUAUCCUUACUAGAAAGCACAAGUUAGUUUCCAAAUUCAGCGAUGUUACUAAAGUGUCCGCAAAAGACAGCAAAAUAAAAAAGCUAGAGGUAAGGUGUAGUGUCUUUGAAUAAUCGCAAUCUUUGAAGUCUUUCAAGAGUCCCUAUGCAUGUAAUAUUAAGCGCUAACAUGAUUACGCCAGCUUCACUUACAGACCAUUACUUUGUAUAGGAUAUAGGGUUAACGGCGUUGACUUCAAAUAAAGACGAUUCAGACUCAUGACUGAGGCAUGUUUCAAACGUUGUGCUACUGCCGUGCUAAGUUGGCUCUACUAUAGCUCGACUGCAGCAUGACACUAGCACGACUUGGUUUCAGACGUCAAAUUUAAUUCAGUCGAAUAGAACAGCUGUUGCCGAAAACAAAACACAAAAAUAAAGAAACGAUUAAGCAAACUUUAAAUGUAUUCUAAUGUAUUCAUAAUUUAUGAAUUGACUUCGGCACAGAAGUGGCACGGCAUUAGCGCGACGUUUGAAACCAAGUAGAGCUACUGCCGUGUAGCACGGCAAAGCUUGCCAUGCUACACGGCAGUAGCACGACUUGGUUUCAAACGUCGCACUAAUGCUGUGCUAAAGUUGAGUUUGAUUCGGUCAAUUUAGUUCUGCACGGCAGUAGCACGACGUUUGAAACGGGCCUGACACUCUGACAGACAUUUAAGGGCUACUAUUAAUGCACCUAUCAAUGUAAACCCUGGGGUGGGGGGGGAGUGUGGGGCAUUAGGCGGGGAUUUGAUGAAAAAUCCAUCCCCUGGGUGUCCUGCAUACACUGUAUAUGUAGGGCUGGGGGUUAAAUUGAUUCCCCAGUCAGUUUCUGUGCUGGUGAACAACUGUCUGUGUGUGUUUGGUAUUAGACCUUAAGUCUAGUGGCAUUGCACUCACCCUGCUGGGGCCCGGCCAUUCACCUCAAAUCCCAAAAAUCACCAAAAGGUGUGCUGUUUGAUAUGGUGCAGUUUUCAUUUCCUACUUCGGGACCAUCUUAUAACUUUGCUUCUUUUGCAUGUACAUGUAAACCUCUGAGGUAAAGGUGACUCUUUAUGCUAUUUAAGCAAUAGAAGACGUUUUCCGUGUUUGCAUAGCCUGAUAUAAACACAAAAGGGGUUGGGAGAAUUCGAGACAGUUAUGCAAACCCGAGGCGAAGUCGAGGGUUUGCAUAACCGUCGAGAAUUCUCCCAACGCCUCGAGUGUUUAUAUCAGGCUAUGCAAACACAGAAAAAAAGUGUUCUAUUGCUUUUAUAAAAUAACUUUCCCGAGAAAAAAACGCAAAACUCUUUGUAUGGGACUGCUGAUUAAAAGACAAAUUCUUACCAGUCGCAAAAUCUUGUCCACGAAGUCUUGCACGCGUAAUCAGUUCUUCUGCAAAAAGAUGCUUUGCAAAAUACGGAUUUUUCUUGCUUAAAACGGUCAUCUUAAGCAAAGAAAAAUGUACACACCUUCUUUGUAACGAUUUUCCAAGUUUCAGCCGACGAAGGAAUGGGUAAAUAAAGUAAACUUUUUGAGUUUUGAACUCGAAAACUUUUUCAAAUUUGUGCUUGCGUGAUUAGCGCGCGAAAAAUCAAACAACUUGACGCCACAACCAUGUUUACAUACUCUCAUGCAAACACUCCUGUCGGCCAAUCAGAGCGCGCGUACUAUCUUAGUUAUUUUAUAAUGAAAUAUUUAAUAGAAGCACAAAGUCUUUUACAUAUGAAUGGAAUACAUAAUUAUAUCAGGAGCUGAGAUAAGUUUCACUUAUUUUUGAAGAUAAUUAAAAGAAAGAGUUUUACAUAACAGUGGUUAGAAAACAUGUGAAGUGGAGUGUUGCUUAUUAUGGAGAGAAAAUGUAGGGGUACACAUCAUGUUUCCUCAUAAUAGAGAUAACUUAAAUCAGGUUUGUGACAUUCAUCAUGAAAGGUAUAGGCCCCUGGGUGGGGAUUUUUAGCUAUAAUUAUGUGAUGUUUGUACCCUCCCCACCCACGAGAAAUUGUCCAAAAUUUUUUCUUUUUGUUCAAAUCCCCACCCUUUGCCCACGCUCCCCACUCUCACGGGGUUUACAUUGAUAGGUGCAUAAUGUGCCCUCUUGAAAUGAUGGCUUCCUUCAAUUAAGCACCCAAGUUGCAACGGAAUUCACAGUCUAUUGUAUAAAGGUAAAAGUCAUUGAGAUGAGGGGAGAGAGGGGAGAGGGGAAGGGAGUUCCAAACCUCCUGCCUCCCCUAUCUUGCUAUUGCCCAUUGUUUUCUUGGCUUUCUCCCUUUAGCCCUUUUUUGAUUGCAAAAUAUUAAGUAUAGUAAUGUGUGUUUUCCCCCUAUUUCUCCCACUUCCCACCCUUUUAGAACUCCCACUUGUUGCCUUUUCUUCUCCUGUCCCUAUUCUCCCAGGCUUCCCCCCCCCCCGCCCCUUGUCCCUACUCCUAAUAAUGUGCUGUCAAUAUUAACUCGGGCAGCACUAAAACAUGGAAUCCGGAAUCCGGAAACGGAAUCACGGAAACGGAAACGGAAACGGAAACGGAAACAGAAACGGAAUACGGAAUCAAAUAUCAAUGACAGAAAAUUAAAGAAUUUCACAUUACACAAUUUAGUACAAUCCAAAGAGAAUUUGUCUUAGUUUUCUUGGCAGUUCCCUUAAAUACCGUAAAAUUCCCAAAAUAAGCCCCUCCAUGUAUAAGCCCCUCCAAAAAUAAGCCCCCCAAAAAGGGCCUUUGAAAAAUAUAAGCCCCUGGGCUUAUUUUCAGAAAUUUACGGUACAUUCUUGUUAUUGUGUCUUGAUAAGGUUUGCCGUAGUGUGGGUUACUGCACUGCAAGGCCGAUCAAAGUAAUUUUACGAGUAAUUUUUAUUCACAAGUUCAUGGGUUGAAUAAUACAGUGAAAUAUUACUUUUGUGGCUAAUUGUCAAGAAUAGUAGUAGUUAGCCUCAGACCACACCACGUGAUUGUCCCCAAACUGAAUACGCCAAACAUGACCGACCGGUGACGUGACCACAGUUCCGGUGUUUUAGCAAUAAGUUCAACUUUUUCGCCAAGCUGAAUACUGAUGGAAUACUGGUGUACCGGUAAUUGAGUUUACGUGGACGUCCGUAUUUUUGUUGAAGAGGCUUAUUAAACAUGGCGCAUUAUUUUGAUGUAAUCGGUUGCGGAAUCAAGCAAAUGCAUGCACAAUUCUCUCUUCUCUUUGGACUCCACAAUGCCAUGGUUCUCUUGAGUAAGUUGUCUUGAUAAAUAAAACUGAACACUGUUGAAGACAACCCAGAAAAGACACUAAGAAAAACUUGACGGCGACGCCUUUCAGUUAUAUAAACGACGCCUCUGACGAUUCAAACGAAGUCUGUCUCCAUAUAACUUACCUUUUUCUAAAAUGGCACUAGUUUUUGUCAGUAACGUUUUUCUCCUCGCUUUGCUGUCCCAUGAGAAUUUGCAUUUAUUGCCAAUAGUGGUAUCAAGCGUCUUUUCACCGGAAUCGACUCCUCUAGUGAUACAGCAGUCUCCUCUUCUGUUCUCAGCUAAUUUAUUCAUUUGUGUCUUUUUUUUUAUCUGUUUAUUUAUUUUAUUGUCAUUGCUAAUAUAUAUUUUUUCAAAUCGAUCGCUUGGAACCUUCUUUCACAGAUUCCGUAUCCGUUUCCGUUUCCGUUUCCGUGAUUCCGUUUCCGUUUCCGGAUUCCGGAUUCCAUGUUUUAGUGCUGCCGUAUUAACUCUGCUCAUAAUAGAAGUGUCUGAUGAAUGGCUAUGACAGUAAGAGUAUUUACAGGAGUAACAAUAAUAAUUGUUUGUCUUUUCCAAUAGGGUUGGAUAUUAAGUAAUAACAAUGAUAAAUAGUAGGUUUUUAUGGUGCAUAAUUUUAAAGAAUCCUCAAAGCGCUUACAAUAGUAAAUAAAGUCUAAAUGAAACUCUGUAUAGUAGUUAUUCCUAAGGUUUCAAACGUUGCUUAAAAGUAGAAACAAAUUCAGAGUUUUUGAUAUGAUCAGGUAGACUGUUCCAGAUUAUCAGUGCAUAAUAGGAAAAUGAGUGGUGUCCAUAAGCCACGGUAUUAACAGAAGGAACUUGUAAAAGUAAUCUAUUAGAUGAGUGGAGUAAAUGAGCUGGCUGGUAUUUGAGAAGGAGUGAAGUCAAAUACUAAGGAGCUAAAUCAUUUAAAAUUUUAAAUGUUAAAAGCAAUAUUGUAAAAUCGAUGCAUGCACCAAUAGGAAGCCAGUGCAAGUCUUUCAUGACAGGAGUUACAUGGUCAGAUCUUAUUCCUGAAACCAAGCGUGUGGCACAGUUCUGAACACGUUGCAGCUUGUCUAUUUCUCGCUUGGGUAAGCCACAGAAUAAAUAAACUGUGUAAGUGUAAUAAAAACAACACAUAUACAGUGUUCUACUUCAUUCAUGUUUCUUCCUCUUUAAAAAUGUUUUUAAUUAGGUUGUUGGCACUGAAGCAUCAUAUAAGUUGACUGAAAGGACUGGGAAUUUAUUUUCAUGCCCUGAUAGUGAAUCGCUUGCUCACUGCAUCAGUGCGGAUGUCAGAAUGGGAAAAGGAAUAGCUGUUUCCUUUAAGACAAAAUUUGGGGGUGUGGAUGAGCUUAAAUCACAAGGUACUUUUAACAUUGUAAUUUAUUUUAACUUAUCUAUCUACACUGACAGUAGCACAAUUUUCAGUGUCAUACAGUGGCUGGGAACCUUUAUCUGGGGCUAUAUAACCACAAGCUCUUUGCCCCUGAUUACAACCCUACAAAUUAUUUAGGCCCUCAUUUCUGCUGUUAAAACAAUUUUCCUUUAAAUAACAGCACCACCAGCAAACAGGCUGUUUAAACCAACAUAAAGGGUGUACCCUUUUGGCUUUUGGACAAAGAGAAAAGGCUAAGGUAAUGGACCUCUCAGUCGGGGGAACAAAUCAAUGUUAUGCCUAAUAAUUAUAAAACUUUGUUGAGUAUCACCAAGAAAAUAUCAAGCAACAAGUCUGCCUGAUAGUAGUGUGCCAUUUGUACAAGGAAAAAUAAGGGAGAAACAUAAAAUUAUAUCUUGUUCAUAACUGACAUUAUGGUCUGUUGAACAUGUCUCAUUUUUCUCAAGUGUAAGUAUAAUCUCAACUUAAUGUGGCAAUAGUAAAUAAUUAAGAUGCAGUCGUAGCCUGAUCACUGCAAACAGGUGAGUCAGGUCAGUUUAAGGCAUCAUACCAUUACAAUAAAAUCUUUUCAACUGCAUUCAGUGUACUGAAAUUGCUACCAAUAUUUUUAAUUUUAAAUUUUAGGGCAGAAACCAGGAGGUGUGGCAAUUCUAAGAAGAGGAAACAGACAUAUCUACUAUCUGGUUAGCAAAUUAAAUACAGCCGAACCUACAUGUACGAGCAGCCACCUCCCACAAGCGACCGCCUAUCCAAAACACCAAACUUUCCCAGUCAAAGACUUACAGUUGAACCUCUAGUAAACGACUACCUCCUAUAACCGACCGCGACCACUUUUGGGCCUGAAAGUUUAAGGAUUUUCCAUUGUUUUUAACCUACUGUUGACAACCACUCGAUGCAUUCUCUGAUCUCUACGUUCACUGUGUGCACUAUGCUACCUAGAAAUGUAUACGAAGAACUUUUGUAACAACAGGGAACUACACAUGGCGUAACUUAGAAAUUGCAUGCAAUUAAGUAUCUUCCAUAAAUUAGAUGUGCCCGGACCUCUUCUUGAUAAGGGUCCCCUGUGGUUCAAUUCUUGUAGGUGACCACCUCCCAUUAUUGACCACUAAGUAUUUGCAUUUUUGGGUGGUCGCUUACGGGAGGUUCGACUGUAAUCACUGAAUGUUUUACCUCCAAAAAUAAUUGUGAUUUUAUUAUUUUGUUUUUGAUUUUGCCGUGUAACGGUCCAUAAAAAUUGCAGAAUUUCCAGAGCUAUCAUUUGGGGACCUGGAGAUUUUUCCUAGCUACAAUGAAGUUGAAAACCGGCUACUUUGAUUCAUAGCUACAAGGAAAAUGGAACCAAAAGAAAUCCCUAGCUGUUUGAAUCCCCUCCACCUCGACAUUGUAUAUAGUGAUAUACAGCCCUGUAUUUCUGCAGAGUUGCACAUCAUGAAGUCGAUAUCUCCUUUCUGGGCCCUGCAUGAGUUUGCAAACUUUUUCAUUGCAGUUGUGCAAUUUGCAACCCAUUAAACCCCAAGUCAUUCACUAGUGACUCAUCUAGGAUUGGUGGUAGGGUGGUGAACAAACUGCUUUAUAACCACAUACAGUGAAGCUAUUUUUAAAUAAGUGUGAGGGGAUAAUAUUAUCAACUAGCUCACCCACUUAAGUGUAGCAACUCUAUUAACAUAAUUAUUAAUUAAUAAUUAUCACUCUCCUAAUAAUAAUAAUAUUAUUUUUGUUAGGUUACCAAGGAAAAAUACUUUCACAAGCCAACAUACCCAAGUUUGCAAUCAUCACUGCAAGCAAUGAAGGGUCAUUGUGUCAGUCAUGGUGUAACAAGCCUGUCAAUGCCAAUGAUUGGUUGCGGUCUAGAUGGGCUGGAGUGGCCCAAAGUACGAAACAUCAUAGAAGAAGUCUUUCAAGAUACAGAUAUCAACAUUACAGUUUAUAGUUUACCUAGAGCCAGAUGGAAAAAGACAUAAACAGUAAAAGAUGCCUUGUCUAAAGGUGUAAAUUUAAAAUGAGGAACCUUCAAGUUUACCCUUUAUGUGGCAGGUGUAAAAUGAGGAAGUUAAGGGCAGGCUGCUGGUUCUCCACAAGAUUUAAAGUAGGUGGACAGAGAACCUGCCCAGCUGUACAUGUAUGUUAGUAGCAAGCACUUUUAGGACAACCAUUAUAGUAAGUUUCACUGGUCCCAAGCCAUGCCUCUGGAGGACACUGUUAGGGUCUAAAAAAAUGACUCCUUUCCCUUAAUUUUCCUCCUUACAUUGACAGCUACCAAGGAGGCAACCCCUUAGUUCUUGUUGUAUUGAAGUAAUACAUCCAUCAGUUUAACCCUUUAAACCCUAAGAUCCAAAUUUGAAUUCUCAUUUUCAGCCCCUAUUCAUUUCCCACAGAAGUACUGGGAAGAAGUUGAUGAAAUAUCAAGCAGAUUCAUUGUGUGAUCAUGUCUGUAAUUCUCAUGACCACUCUGUUUUAUAAAGCAUUGAUAUUACAAAGAGAAAUUUGAUGUUGAUCACUCUUAGGGCUUAAAGGGUUAAGGCAUUACCUCUUUCCUGCAGGGUCCUCUCCUACUCUUCUCCAGACUGGGGAGAGAGAGUAGGAGAGGACCCUGGGAACAAGGUUGAGUUUAAUUUAAGUGUGUGAACAAAGAUUUCUUGUUACUUCCUUCUGGGAAGUGGAAAGAGUUAGCUGACUUCUACCAAACUAUUCAAAUCCAUCAAGUUAAUAUUAUAUUUUGAAAUUUCAGCGAGAAAAUAAGGGGUAAAGGUACAUUCAACUGGAACAUUCAACCAUUUUCAUGAUGGUUAUU
Messenger RNA from Porites evermanni, 7933 nucleotides. NCBI's taxonomy places the organism in Eukaryota, Metazoa, Cnidaria, Anthozoa, Scleractinia, Poritidae. The record is from the annotation of a GenBank genome assembly.